Lathyrus sativus (Indian pea) is the source of this 408-nucleotide messenger RNA. Lineage: Eukaryota; Viridiplantae; Streptophyta; Magnoliopsida; Fabales; Fabaceae. The record is from the annotation of a GenBank genome assembly.
AUGGAUGUUGUUAUAUCCAGAAAUGAACUCUUUAAGUCCGAAUCAAAAUAUUGGUAUGAAAUGAUUGAUAGUUAUGUCCAUGCUUUCAAUUGGAAGAAGCUGAACUUAAGAAAUGUAAUGGACAUGAGGACACAGCCAAAGAAGGUAUGCUCCCAAAUUGGAAUGUGCAUGUUUGAUGGGACUCAUGGUGUUAGUAUGGGUAUCCAGAGUGUGGUGCCACAAACUGAUAGAAUAUCAUCGGGCGGUCAUCAAGAUGCUACAUGUUCUGUAUGUGAAAUGGCUAUCGUUUGGAUGCAAAGCCAGCUGAAGCAGAAUCAAACAGAAGAGCAGAUAAUAAACUACGCCGAUGCGCUUUGUGAUAAAAUACCUAACCCAAUGGAUGCUUUCUACACUCAUUAUAAUGGUUGA